AUGGUAGAGAAGAGGGAGACUACUGGACUCAAAGUCCUAGAAAUGGCAUCGACUAAUGGCCAAGACCAAUGGCCCAAAGAAGACAUUGAGAUGUUACUACACCUUGUAGAGAAGAAUCUCCCACCCAAUGACAGUCACACAUUCAAAAUGACCCAGUCAAAGGUGGACUGGGGAAAAGUGGCUUUUAAAACUUACUCUGCAGAAAUGUGCAAGCUCAAGUGGUUAGAAAUUUCCAAUCAAACAAGAAAGUUUCGUACUUUGACAGAAAUAGUUCAGGACACUAAGGAACAUUUAAAAACUUUUUACCAAAAGAAAAAGCUCAAGAACCAUCCCCACUUGCCCAAGAGACCCCUGACUGCUUACUUCCGCUUUUUCACGGAGAAGAGGUCCCAGUACUCUCAAAUGCACCCUGAGAUGAACAACCAGGAGCUGACCAAGGUUCUGUCUAAGAAAUACAAGGAACUCCCAGAACAAAUGAAGCUGAAAUACAUUCAAGAUUUCCAAAAAGAGAAAGAGGAGUUUGAGGAGAAAAUGGCUCAGUUUAGGAAGGACCACCCUGAUCUAAACAAGAACUCCGACACUUCUGUUGUCCUUAAAAGGAGCUCAACCAAAGUCCAAAAGAAGUUUCAGCAAAAUGUAGAACCAGUGAAAUCUCCCCCAGAAAACUAUUUUUCUGAGAAGGUAAAAUUCCAUGGAGAGCCCGAGAAGCCCCCAAUGAAUGAAUACCACAAGUUCCACCAGGAUAUGUGGUCAAGUAGGGAGCUGCAAAACCUGCCCAUGAGGGAGCGCAUGGUGGAGAUUGGCAGACGCUGGCAGCGUGUCCCGCUGAGCCAGAAGCAGCAUUACAAGAAGCAGGCAGAGGAGCUGCAGAAACAGUACAAGGUGGACCUGGACCACUGGCUCAGCAGUCUGUCCCCUGAAGAAUAUGCUGCUUACAGAGAGAGAUCCUAUGCUAAGCGUAAGAACAUGAACAUGACUGGAGGCCCAGACUCCAAGAUCAUGAGGAAAGAAAUGCUGUCAUCAGCCAGGGCUCUGCAAGAAAGGCUUGCACAGGAGCAGGGGCUGCAGACUCCAGAGACAGGGUCAGCAAGGACUAGAGGGGGCUGUUCUUAUGUAUCACAGAGACCAAAGGAAAAUAAGGAAGAUGGGGAAAAGGCAGAAAGCAGUAGCUCCUCAGACUCCAGCAGCGGGGAUGAAGAUGAAGACUGUGAGGACAGCAGCUGCAGCUCAUCUUCCUCAGGGGUCACCUGUGACUCAGAUACCAACUGA
Artibeus jamaicensis (Jamaican fruit-eating bat) is the source of this 1269-nucleotide messenger RNA. RefSeq names its product upstream-binding factor 1-like protein 1. The record is from RefSeq and is a predicted model, not a curated record. Lineage: Eukaryota; Metazoa; Chordata; Mammalia; Chiroptera; Phyllostomidae.